AUGGCGGUUCAACUUGCCCCGCCGUCCUCGGCCCGUCUCGUCGAGGACGACGGUCUCGUUUGCCUCGAGCUCCAGGAUGGCUCAACCUACCAGGGCUACAGCUUCGGCGCCCAGAAGAGCAUUGCUGGAGAGCUGGUCUUCCAGACGGGCAUGGUCGGCUACCCAGAGUCAGUCACAGAUCCCUCCUACGAGGGUCAGAUUCUCGUCAUCACCUUCCCAUUGGUCGGAAACUACGGUGUUCCCUCUCGCGAGAUCCUUGACGAGCUGCUGGGCGACCUGCCAGCUCACUUCGAGUCCUCCCGGAUCCACAUUGCUGGUCUGGUCACAGCCUCGUAUUGCGGCGAAGACUACUCUCAUUUCCUUGCCGCCUCGUCGCUGGGCACAUGGCUCAAGGAGCAGGGUAUCCCCGCCAUGUACGGCGUCGACACCCGAGCCCUCACAAAGAAGCUCAGAGAACAAGGUAGCAUGCUUGGCAAGAUCCGCCUCGCGAAGCAGAGCCUGACCAACGGUGCUGAGAACGGCCUUGUUCAUGCUCACACCUCUCUCGAUAGCUUCGAGCCCGUGGAGUGGAGCAACCCCAAUGAAAGGAAUCUUGUCGCUCACGUUUCCGUCAAGGAGCCUAAGCUAUACAAGCCCUCGCCGUCCAUUGCUCGCAAGCACCCCUCCGGCCGAACCAUUCGGGUCUUGUGUGUCGAUGUCGGAAUGAAGUACAACCAGCUCAGAUGCUUCCUCAAGCGCGGCGUCGAGGUCCUCGUGGUCCCCUGGGACCAUGACAUUGUGAAGGAGGCCGGCGACCAGUACGAUGGUCUCUUCAUCUCCAACGGUCCCGGCGACCCUUCCGUUGUCGACGCCACCGCCAAGAACAUCGCGACAGCGAUGGAGAAGAACAAGACCCCAGUGUUUGGUAUUUGCUUGGGACACCAGCUCCUCGCCAGAGCUGCCGGAGCCAAGACGAAGAAGAUGAAGUUCGGAAAUCGAGGCCACAACAUCCCUUGCACGAAUAUGGUCAAUGGAAGAUGUUACAUCACCUCCCAGAAUCAUGGCUAUCAAGUAGCUGCUUCCAGCCUGCCCCAGGGGUGGCAGGAGCUCUUCGUCAACGCCAACGAUGGCAGCAACGAGGGUAUCAUGCACGUUGACAAGCCUUACUUCAGUGUGCAAUUCCACCCCGAGAGCACACCCGGUCCCCGGGACACCGAAUUCCUCUUCGACGUCUUCAUCAACACCAUCGCUCAGUGCGCCGAGGACCCUGCGCUCCUCCAAAAGCCAGUCAGCUUCCCUGGUGGCACCAUUGAGGAGAACGAGCGCCUCCACCCCCGUGUCUCGGUCAAGAAGGUCCUUGUCCUGGGCAGUGGUGGCCUGAGCAUCGGUCAGGCCGGCGAGUUCGAUUACUCCGGCAGUCAAGCCAUCAAGGCUCUAAAGGAGGAAGGCAUCUACACGGUGCUCAUCAACCCCAACAUUGCCACCAUCCAGACCUCCAAGGGUCUCGCCGACAAGGUGUACUUCCUCCCUGUCAACGCCGAGUUCGUCCGAAAGGUCAUCAAGUACGAGCGCCCCGACGCCAUCUAUGUUACCUUUGGUGGUCAGACCGCUCUCCAGGUCGGUAUCCAGCUCAAGGAUGAGUUUGAGGAGCUCGGUGUCAAGGUUCUUGGUACCCCCAUUGACACCAUCAUCACGACUGAGGAUCGUGAGCUCUUUGCCCGAAGCAUGGAGACGAUUGGCGAGAAGUGUGCCAAGUCCGCCUCCGCCAACAACAUCACAGAAGCCAUGGAAUGCGUCAAGGAUAUUGGUUUCCCUGUGAUUGUCCGCGCUGCCUAUGCUCUUGGUGGAUUGGGCUCUGGUUUCGCCAACAAUAUGGACGAAUUGAGCGAAUUGUGCAACAAGGCAUUCGCCGCAAGUCCCCAGGUCCUGAUUGAGCGAAGUAUGAAGGGCUGGAAGGAAAUCGAGUACGAAGUCGUCCGUGACGCCCAAGACAACUGCAUCACAGUCUGUAACAUGGAAAACUUUGACCCCUUGGGUAUUCACACCGGUGACUCCAUUGUCGUCGCCCCCUCCCAGACUCUGUCUGAUGAGGACUACAACAUGCUCCGUACUACAGCAGUCAAUGUUAUCCGGCAUCUGGGCGUCGUCGGUGAGUGCAACAUUCAGUAUGCGCUGAACCCCUUCUCGAGGGAGUACUGCAUCAUCGAGGUCAACGCUCGUCUCUCUCGAUCUUCCGCCCUUGCCUCCAAGGCUACCGGCUACCCUCUGGCGUUCAUCGCCGCCAAACUUGGUCUCGGUAUCCCUCUGAAGGAGAUCAAGAACGCCGUCACCAAGCAGACCUGCGCCUGCUUUGAGCCUUCUCUCGACUACGUCGUUGUCAAGAUGCCCAGGUGGGAUCUCAAGAAGUUCACCCGUGUGUCCACACAGCUCGGAUCUUCCAUGAAGAGUGUCGGUGAGGUCAUGAGCAUCGGUCGAUCUUUCGAGGAAGCCAUCCAGAAGGCGAUCCGGUCUAUUGAUUUCCAUAACAUCGGAUUCGGCGCGACCCCGGCCCUGAUGAAGCUCGACGACGAGCUGCAGACUCCUUCUGAUCAGCGUCUCUUUGCCAUUGCAAACGCCAUGCACGAGGGAUACAGCGUCGACAAGAUCUGGGAGAUGACCAAGAUCGACAAGUGGUUCCUCCGCAAGCUCAAGGGCCUGAGCGACUUUGCCAAGGACAUGUCGAACUACAGCACCACGGACAUUACUGGCUCCCCCCACCUUCUCUUGCAGGCCAAGAGACUUGGUUUCAGCGACCGACAGCUGGCCAACUUCUGGAGCUCCAACGAAAUCGCGGUGCGAAGGCUCAGGCAAGAGGCGGGUAUCCACCCCUUUGUCAAGCAGAUUGAUACCGUCGCUGCUGAAUUCCCUGCCUACACCAAUUACCUCUACCUUACAUACAAUGCAUCCGAGCAUGAUCUUGACUUCGAUGAUCACGGAGUGGUGGUUCUUGGCUCCGGUGUGUAUAGGAUCGGUUCCUCUGUCGAGUUCGAUUGGUGCUCCGUCAGAGCCAUCCGCACUCUUCGUGAGUUGGGCUACAAGACGGUUAUGAUUAACGUAAGUUUAUUGUCUAUUCAUUCUCAUAUUGUCUACUUAUUUUUCAUAUCGUUUAUUUUGGUUGUCCAAGUGGACAACCUAAACCCAAUAAUCUGUCCCACAUCCGCCGCACGCUCCAGAACAUCACCAACAGCCUCAGACACAGCCCAGACUCAUUUUACACGUUUAAACAUUGUUUUCUUGAUGAACGUACAGCUGACAUCCCCAAAUUCGAACCCCGAAACGGUCUCAUCUGAUUAUGAUGAAUCUGACCGUCUUUACUUCGAAACAAUUGACUUGGAGACCGCCUUGGAUAUAUACCAGGUCGAAUCUGCAAAAGGUAUCCUAGGAGCCAUGUCUGGCCAAUUGCCCAACAACAUUGCACUCCCUCUGCACCGUGCCGGCGCCAAGGUGCUGGGAACAUCCCCAGAGAUGAUUGACAGUGCGGAGAACAGAUACAAGUUCUCCCGAAUGCUGGACCGCAUUGAGGUGGACCAGCCUACCUGGAAAGAGCUUACCAGCUUCGAGGAGGCCAAGAGCUUCUGCCAAAAGGUCACAUACCCUGUUCUUGUGCGUCCCUCUUACGUCCUGUCGGGUGCCGCCAUGAACACUGUGUACUCUGAGAAGGACUUGGAAAGCUACCUGGUUCAAGCUAGCGAGGUAUCGAGAGAGCACCCAGUGGUAAUCACAAAAUACAUCGAGAAUGCCAAGGAGAUUGAAAUGGAUGCUGUGGCCAAGGACGGAGAGGUUAUCGGUCACUUUGUCUCUGAGCAUGUUGAAAACGCUGGUGUCCACUCCGGUGAUGCUACCCUCAUCCUCCCUCCCCAGGAUCUUGAGCGCACCACGAUCAAGAGAAUUGAGGAGGCAACUCGCAAGAUUGGUGCCGCCCUCAACGUCACCGGACCCUUCAACAUCCAGUUCAUUGCCAAGGACAACGAUAUCAAGGUCAUUGAGUGCAACGUCCGUGCCUCUCGCUCUUUCCCCUUUGUAUCCAAGGUUAUGGGAGUUGAUUUGAUUGAGUUGGCCACCAAGGCUAUCAUGAACGAGCCCUUCAAGGCCUACCCUCCCAGCGACCUGCCUGCCAACUGCGUCGGUGUAAAGGUGCCACAGUUCAGUUUCUCUCGCCUUUCAGGUGCUGAUCCUGUUCUCGGCGUGGAGAUGGCUUCCACCGGUGAGGUCGCGGCCUUCGGUGCUGACAAGUACGAAGCUUAUUUGAAGGGGCUCAUAUCUACCGGCUUCAAGAUUCCCAAGGCCAAUAUCCUCUUGUCCAUUGGUUCCUACAAGGAUAAGAAGGAGAUGCUCCCCUCAGUCGAGAAGCUCCAGAAGAUCGGAUACAAGCUGUUCGCUACUGCUGGUACCGCCGAUUUCCUGCAGGAGCACGGCAUCCCGGUCCAGUAUCUGGAAGUCCUUGGAAGCGACGAGGACCGAGAAUCCGAGUUCUCGCUCACCCAGCACUUGUCGAAGAACACCAUUGACUUGUACAUCAACCUGCCAUCGAACAACAAGUACCGUAGACCUGCCAGCUAUAUGAGUAAGGGCUAUCAGACCCGUCGACUGGCUGUUGACUUUCAGAUUCCUUUGGUCACCAAUGUCAAAAACGCAAAAAUCAUGAUAGAAGCCCUCGCGCGCCAUUUUGACCUUAACGUCUCCCAGCGAGAUUAUAAAACGAGCCACCGCACCGUUGUCCUGCCUGGUUUGAUCAACAUUGCUGCCUUUGUUCCCGGUAUCGUCACGCCUGGUAGCCAGGAUAUGGAAGCAGUCACGAGGGCAUCUAUUGCCUCGGGUUUCUCCAUGAUUCGGGUGAUGCCUCUUGGCGUCGAGGGUUCCAUCACUGACGCCCUCACCCUCAAGCUUGCGCAGCAGAACAGCCAGAAGGACAACUUCUGCGACUUCAACCUGUCAGUCUCAGCUACGUCUGACAAUGAUGGGCAGAUCAGCACAGUCAUUGGCGAGGUUGGAUCCCUUUUCAUCCCGUUCAACCACCUGUCCGGUAACAUUAGCAAGGUGGCUGCUGUCACGGCUCACUUCGAUGCCUGGCCCUCAUACAAGCCCAUUGUGACUGACGCCAAGCUGACCGAUCUUGCAUCUAUCCUCCUCCUGGCCAGUCUUCACAGCCGCCGCAUUCACGUCACAUCUGUCACUACGAAGGAUGAUAUCCGACUCAUUGCUCUCAGCAAGGAGAAGGGCUUGCAAGUUACUUGCGAUGUGUCCAUCUACUCUCUGUACCUGUCACAAAACGACUUCCCUGGAUGUGAUCGCCUCCCAACUGCCGAGGAUCAGGCAGCGCUUUGGGAGCACAUGAGCACCAUUGACGUCUUCUCCAUUGGCAGCUUGCCAUACCACCUCGCCAGGGUGAAGGGACACAAGGCCAACCCCUCCAUGGGCAUCUCGGAGGCCCUCCCCCUCCUCCUAACAUCUGUCACGGAGGGCAAGCUCACCAUUGAUGACAUCAAGCUGCGCCUGUACGAGAAUCCCAAGGAGAUCUUUGAGCUGCACGAGCAGGUCAACACCAGCAUCGAGGUUGAGGUCGAUCGAUCCUACGAGGUUCCUCAGGGCUCCAUCUGGUCUCCCUUCGCUGGGCGCAAGAUGCGCGGAUCGGUAAAGAGAGUCACGUUCCAAAACAACACGGUGUGCCUGGAUGGUGAGCUGCUGCCAGUUCCCCCUCAGGGCAAGGACAUGUCCUCCCACCUGCUGCCACCCACAUCACCCCCAGCGAAGCCUACCGUUCCCUCGAUCGGCCAGGUCGCGGAGAGCCCAUACUCGAGGACCCGAAGAGAGUCCAUCCUCACCCCCGUUCAGCCCCUCACCAAGCUGCGCGGCCUGGACGGCAGUGCGCUUUCCCCGUCCUCGCAGCUUGAAAGGGCCGGUGGAGCGCUGGAGGAGUCUCUGCUACCCCUCCAAUUGCAUCCCUCUACCCGCUCUUCGAUCCAGGAUCUGGUGUCGCGACCUUCUUCAUUCAAGAAUACACAUGUGCUCUCUGUCAAGCAAUACACCCGAGCGGAUCUGCAUUUGCUCUUCACCGUUGCCCAGGAGAUGCGUCUGGGCGUUCAGCGGGAGGGAAUCCUCGACGUCCUCAAGGGACGUCUCCUGUGCACCCUCUUCUACGAGCCUUCGACGAGAACCUCUGCCUCGUUCGAUGCCGCCAUGCAGCGCCUGGGAGGCCGCACAAUCGCCAUUUCCACCUCGCAAUCCUCGGUGCAGAAGGGAGAGACUCUCCAGGAUACUCUCCGCACCCUGGCCUGCUACGGUGACGGUGUGGUUCUGCGCCAUCCCUCGGAGCAGUCUGUCGACAUUGCACAGAAGUACAGCCCCGUCCCCGUCAUCAACGGAGGAAACGGAAGCAAGGAGCACCCGACCCAGGCGUUCCUCGAUCUGUUCACGAUCCGUGAGGAAUUUGGUACCGUCAAGGGGCUGACCAUUACCUUCAUCGGAGAUCUUCUCUACGGACGCCCCGUGCACUCGCUCGUGUACCUGCUCCGCCACUACGAGGUGCAGGUGCAGCUCGUGGCCCCCAAGGCCCUGGCCCUCCCCGCCAACGUCAGGGAGCAGCUGAUCGAGUCCGGCCAGCUGCUGGUCGAGUCCGAGACCCUGACCCCCGAGAUCCUGGCCCGCAGCGACGUCCUCUACUGCACCCGCGUGCAGAAGGAGCGGUUCCCCAGCGUGGAGGAGUACGAGGCCGUCAAGAACUCGUACCGCGUCGACAACGCCGCGCUCAAGCACGCCAAGAGCUCCAUGGUGGUCCUCCACCCCCUGCCCAGGAACGAGGAGGUGGCCGAGGAGGUGGACUUUGACCAGCGGGCAGCCUACUUCAGACAGAUGCGCUACGGUCUCUACUGCCGAAUGGCCCUACUGGCACUUGUCAUGCACGGAUAG
Molecule: messenger RNA, 6924 nt
Organism: Clonostachys solani
Lineage: Eukaryota; Fungi; Ascomycota; Sordariomycetes; Hypocreales; Bionectriaceae
Source: the annotation of a GenBank genome assembly